GCGGCCUCCGAGGAGCCUCCUUCUCCGCCUUCUCGCCUUCGGGUCCCGGGCGCCCCGGGCAGCCGGAGAGGGCGCGAUGCCGGCGCUGCUGGAGCCGAAGCUGAGCUCGGCCAUGGCCCGCGCCUUGCACCGGCACGUCAUGGUGGAGAGAGAGAGGAAGCGGCAGGAGGAGGAAGAAGUCGACAAGAUGAUGGAGCAGAAGAUGAAGGAGGAGCAAGAGAGACGCCGGAGAAGGAGAUGGAAGCGGAUGUCCCUGGAGGAGACGAAGGAGCAGAUCAUGAAGCUGGAAGAGAAGCUGCUCGCCCUGCAGGAGGCACACCAGCUUUUCCUUCAGCUGAAGAAAGUCCUCCACGAGGAAGAGAAACGGCGUCGCAAGGAGCAAAGCGACAUGACGACCCUGACGGCAGGCUACCAGCAAGGAAUGGCCGUCCACGCAGCUCACAUUCUCAACAUGCAAGGGAGCCCCGGAGGCCACAACCGGGCCGGCACCUUGAUAUCCGCCGAUCGAGCCAAGCAGAUGUUUGGACCCCCUCUUCUCCAGUCUCGCCACUUUGCCACGCCCAUUCCCCCCAGCACGGCAGAGCACGGCCAGUACCAAGGCGGGCAGUCCGGGCACAGCCCUUAUGCCGUGGGGCAGAGCCAGCACACGGUGCCCGUCAGCUACGCCAGCAGCCAGUCGAUCCGAGGGCCUUCUGCCUUCCCCACCAUGCAGUACUUGCCGCAGCAACAGACCGGCUACACAAUCCACAGCCACUUCCCCACUGCUCAGCCUGGUUUCAUUCCUCCGAGCACAGCCAUCCCUCUGCAGAAACAACUGGAGCACGCGAACCAGCAGUCGGGAUUUACCGAUUCGUCGACCUUACGUCCGAUGCACCCCCAAGCCCUGCACCCCAACCAGGGCCUCCUACAAGCCCCCCAAAUCCCUGUCCAGAUGCAGACAGCUGCCAAGCCCAGUUUGGCGUACACCCACCCGGCCCGCCCAGCCUCCCCAGGCAGCUUCUCCCACGGAACCGCCCCACAGCAACCCCACACAUCCGGUUUCCAGGCCUCCCCGCAACCAGCACCUCGGCACCCAUUCAUUCAGCACCCGCAACAGGGCCAGCGCUUCUACCACAAGUGAGCCCACCCCCCCCCCAUCUCAU
Messenger RNA from Lacerta agilis (Sand lizard), 1142 nucleotides. It is a transcript of the gene GPS2, whose product is annotated as G protein pathway suppressor 2. Gene Ontology annotation, biological process: regulation of transcription by RNA polymerase II. The record is from RefSeq and is a predicted model, not a curated record. Gene Ontology annotation, molecular function: transcription coregulator activity. Gene Ontology annotation, cellular component: transcription regulator complex. NCBI's taxonomy places the organism in Eukaryota, Metazoa, Chordata, Lepidosauria, Squamata, Lacertidae.